This is a messenger RNA of Amaranthus tricolor (Joseph's coat), 1460 nucleotides long. RefSeq names its product putative receptor protein kinase ZmPK1. Gene Ontology annotation, biological process: protein phosphorylation. The record is from RefSeq and is a predicted model, not a curated record. Gene Ontology annotation, molecular function: ATP binding; protein kinase activity. Lineage: Eukaryota; Viridiplantae; Streptophyta; Magnoliopsida; Caryophyllales; Amaranthaceae. The transcript has a single exon. The coding region runs from base 516 to 1307 and encodes 263 amino acids.
CCGUUGAUGUAUCAUUGUAUUGAUCUUACUAGCUCAUGAGAAUUAGAUGUAGGUGAUCCUACAUCGGUAGUAUACAUAUAAGGAUACCAAAAGGGAUACAUAAAUUGGAGUCUAAAACAAGUCCUAGUUUGUCUAGUUUAGAUUUUGGAAAGGGGAAACCCAAAAUUGAAUUAGUAUCUAAGUCUUAUAACUUUGCCAAUAAGCAGAGUUUUAAGUGGGUUUAUGUGUAUUCUUUUGGUGUCGCGAUUGGAGCAAUUGAAGGUGUCGCGAUUGGAGCAAUUGAAGUCGCCAUUUUGAUCGCUAGUUGGUACUUCCUUUUCAGGAAACAGGGCUUUUCGAACUCUCUAGAAGAGGGGUAUCGAACUCUUUCAAGUCAGUUUAGGAGCUUUAGUUAUAAUGAGCUCAAAACAUCAACGAAUAAGUUCAAGCAAGUUCUAGGGAAAGGCGGAUUUAGAGCUGUUUAUAAGGGUGUUUUAGGUGAUGGUCGCGUAAUAGCAGCCAAGAAUCUUGAAAAUAUGGUACAAGGGGAGGAAGAAUUUUGGGCAGAAGUGAGUACAAUUGGUAGGAUGAACCGUAUGAACUUAGCUAGAAUGUGGGAAUUUUGUUCAGAAAAAAAGCACAAGCUUUUAGUUUAUGAAUAUGUUGAAAAUGGGUCAUUGGACAAACAUUUAUUUCUGUCCUCAAGUAGUAGUAAUUCAACUGUUCUUGGAUGGGAUAGGAGGUUUAAAAUUGCAUUAGCAACUGCUAAAGGGUUGGCUUAUCUUCAUCAUGAGUGCCUAGAAUGGGUUAUACAUUGUGACGUAAAGCCUGAAAACAUACUCUUAAACUGCGAUUUUGAGCCUAAAAUCUCCGAUUUUGGACUAGCAAAAUUAUGUCAAAGAGAUGAUCAAGGUUUAUUAUCUGAGCUAUCGAGAAUUAGAGAUACAAAAGGGUAUAUGGCUCCGGAAUGGACAACAAACCUUCCUCUUACCGCGAAGGUUGAUGUUUAUAGCUACGGAGUUGUGAUACUAGAGCUCGUUUUAGGCAUUCAUUUGUUGAGUGUAAAGGUAGAAGGUGAUUACCUCGAAGAAGAAGAGAUUUCUAGAUUCACAAAAUUUGUGAUCUUUGCCAAAGGAAAGAUGCAAGAAGGUGAUGAUUUAUGGAUGGAGAACUCAGUGGAUCCAAGGUUGGAAGGGGAAUUUAGUAGGAAUCAAGCUGUUAAGAUGGUGGAGAUAGGUCUUUCUUGUGUGGAGGAUGAUAGAAACAAGCGUCCAACAAUUGAAUCAAUUGUUCAAAUUCUUGUAGAGUGUGAAGAUGAAACAACAUGAUUGUGCAUAUUCUAUUCUAGACAAUAUGUGAAUAAGUGAUUAUAGAUUUCUAGUUUGUGUUUAAUUUGGCAACUAAGUUUGAUAAAUUGAUGUGAUCAAGUACUACGAUGAUUUGGCAAUCUAUAAGUAUCAAUGUCUACAACUUUCAUAUCA